Molecule: messenger RNA, 7406 nt
Organism: Dinoponera quadriceps
Lineage: Eukaryota; Metazoa; Arthropoda; Insecta; Hymenoptera; Formicidae
Product: otoferlin-like
Exons: 26
Coding region: 436-6849 (2137 amino acids)
Biological process (GO): plasma membrane organization
Cellular component (GO): membrane
Source: RefSeq, a predicted model, not a curated record
AGCAGGAUCGCGCUCACCCAUGCGACGCCGACACGGUCGCGCUUCUCCGCCAAGAACUGACUGAAACUCAAGACGUCCUCUCGCAGUCACACGAUUCAGGGCUUGUUCCGCUUCCACCUUGACCUCGUCAAUUCCUCCAGGCGUCGACCCGGUUCGAUAACGCGCCCAGGACGACCACCAAGAGAGGCGAUACCGCGGACCGCGUUAUCGGCGUAUUCACUCCCCGUCCCGCCAGUUGACUCGCUUGAUCGCAGGACUCGCGACUGUCGGCGAAUAUGAAUGGCGCGAAAACGGCACCGAUGAAUGGUGUUGUUGCGACCGGUACCGUCGACUGCACGAGAACUCGCGUCAUCGUCGAGGACUAGACAAGGAUCCGAUCCCGUUCAUCCGGAUUCCCGAUCACCGGAGCCGCGGCGCGACUGAAGAACACCGAGGAUGUCGCUCGUGGUUAUCCUCAAGAACUUCCAGGGCUUUAAGGGUAAGGGCGAGAAGGUCGCGAGGAUCGAAUUUCGAGAGGUCUCACAUUAUUCGGCGAAUCUCGAGGACAAUGGGGACGUUAUCGAGGUGGAGCAGAGCUUCACGUGGAAUCUAGGAAGGCCGGUGGACGAGGCGGAGGUGCUGCAAUUGGCAGUCGUGUCGCGCGGGGUCCUGAGAAAUGAAAAAGUCGUGGCGAAGUACGGCCUGGUGUUGCAGACGGUAGUGCGGGAGGGACGGAUCUUGGUAUCGGACUCUCUGGUCGAUCUCAAUAACAAACCGCUUCCGGCGGUGGUGUGCUUCGAAAUUCGAUACAAUCCACCGGACGAAGGUUGCAGUUCCUACGCGGCCACGGAAAUAAUGGAGGACGAACAGCAGAUGCUGAUCGACAUCGAGCAGAAUAUCGCGAAUCUCGAAAGGAGCCUCGAACAGGCGAGCAGCGGAGUUACCAGCGGCAAGAGAAGGGGAUCUUGGCACACCCCCGAGAAAACGUCGAAAAGAGGCUUCCUGCCGAGGGGCACGUCCCUGGCGACCGGCGAGAAGUCGCCCGAUCGGAAACGAAGCACCACCCUGAGAAGCAUGCGAUCGUUCCUGAAAUUGGGGAAGCAGAGACCGCCGCGGGCACGCUCCUGCGACAGCUCGAACUCGGAGACGAAGGAACUCCUCGACAGACGGGACUCCAGCUGCCCGACUUCGAACGAGCCGUCGCGAACGAAUUCCAUGACUUCUCUCGAAACGAACGCGUCCGAUAACGACAGCCAGCUGAGCGGCAACCACGACCAGGAGGAGACGUCUCUCACGCCGGCCAAGAGACCAAAGCCCAAGACCGGCGACACCGGCCAGAGCGCCCUGAAGGCGCAAGAUUACCAGGUGUGCGUUACCAUCAUCGAAGCGAGGCAGCUCGCCGGGCUCAAUAUGGAUCCGGUGGUGUGCGUGCAGGUCGGCGAUCAGCGCAAAUACACCAGCGUCAAGGAAUCCACCAAUUGUCCGUACUACAAUGAAUAUUUCGUCUUCGAUUUCCACAUGCCGCCCGUCAUGCUCUUCGACAAGAUCAUCACGCUUUCGGUGCAGCAAUCGCGGAAUCUCUUGCGCGCUAAUCUAACGCUGGGCAUCUUUAAGUUAGACAUCGCGACGGUAUGGGCACAACCAGAUCAUCAAUUCUACCACAAAUGGGCCCUUCUCACCGACCCGGACGACGUGGCUGGUGGGCCAAAGGGUUACUUGAAGUGCGACAUAAGCGUCAUCGGCAAGGGCGAUACCGUGAAGAUACCCCCGAAGAGCGAGAAGGACGAGGACGACAUCGAGGGGAAUCUUUUAUUGCCGGACGGCGUACCGAUCGAGAGGCAACGCGCCCGCUUCGUGGUGAAGGUUUACAGGGCCGACGGUUUGCCGAAGAUGAACAGCAGCAUCAUGGCGAACGUGAAGAAGGCUUUCACGGGGGAGGUGAAGGACCUGGUGGACCCAUACGUCCAAGUGUCCUUCGCCGGGCUGAGCGUAAGAUCGACGACGCGUCCUUACGGCGAAUUCGAUGUAACGGUUAACUUUCGCGCUCGUUCGCUCAAAAAUAUUCACUUGCUGACGCGAGAAAAUAUCCGAUUAAUUCGAGCCACAGUUGCGCUAUCGCUAUCAGCGAAUCACGCUAUCAAGCAACGAGUUAUCGAGUGCGCUAGACGUCACAUGCCGGGGCGUUGCAGGAUUUUUUUUCUGUUUAUGGCGCUUCAGGGGAAAACCAGCGUGAAGAAGCACAGCUACGCGCCGAUUUGGAACGAGCAGAUCGUAUUCACCGAGAUGUUCCCGCCCCUUUGCCAGAGAAUAAAAAUACAACUGUGCGACAACGAUCCCGUGCACGCCACCGUGAUCGGUACACACUUCGUCGACCUGAAGCAGAUAAGCAACGACGGCGAGAAGGGCUUCUUGCCCACUUUCGGCCCGGCGUUUAUCCAUCUCUACGGCAGCAUCCGAGAUUACAGCCUCAUAGACGAGCACUCGACGUUGAACACCGGCUUGGGCGAAGGGAUCUCCUACAGAGCAAGGCUAUUGAUAGCGAUACGGACCGAGAUCAGCGACAACGUGGAAAUGGCACCGUCGGAGGUCGAGAUGGAGCCGACGGUGCCGAUCAACGAGACCGCGUACGCGAGGAACGAGGAAUUCUUCUUGUUCGCGACGAUUAUGGACGCCACGAUGAUCGACAAGAAGCUCGGCGACAAGCCGAUGUACUUCGAGAUUUCGAUCGGGAACGCGGGCAACGCUCUCGACGGCCACAACGAGAGUUUCAAAAUGUGCGAGAUGGGAUCGAAAGGUGGCACGACCAUGGAGGAGGACGACCUGCAGGAAGUACUCAGCGGGUCCUGGCAGAGCACCACCCCGGCUAAUAAGCCGAUGACGCACGAUAAGAUUUAUUAUUUCCUGCCGUACUGGGACGACAAACCGUGUUUGCACGUGCGUAGUAUAUGGCCGGAUUACAGACGUCGGAUGUACAACAGCAACAUCAUCGGCAAGAUCGUCGAUAAACUGGAAGAGGGAUUAUCGGAGGUGCAAUCGCACUUGGAGGACUCGACGUGCGAGAAACUCCUGAAGACCACCCUGGAGGAAUUGAGUGCCAACUGCAAUCGCUACGUCAGCAUCAGCAAGUCCAGCGUGACCGGUCCGGGCGUGGGGAAGACGAAGUUGGACAAAGAGCGCACGAAAUUGUGCCAGCGGGAGCUGGAGAAUAUCGGGAUCAUGUCGCGUAACCUCAAGGCGCUCGUGACCAAGAGCAGCUUCAAGGAACGGCUAAAAACCGCGCACAAUUACCUGCAGAAAUUAAAGUUCCUCGUGGAGGAUCCGCAAGAUUCCCUGCCGGACGUGUUCAUCUGGGUGAUCAGCUCCGGACGACGCUUGGCGUACCAGAGGAUAUCCGGCCGGGAUCUCAUCUACUCGGUGGUCGACGAAGAAUGCGGCCGGCAUUGCGGCAAAGUACAGACUAUGUUUCUCAAGCUUCCAGGCAAAAAGAGAUUCGGACCGGCGGGAUGGGCGAUCCAGGCCAAACUGCAGGUCUACAUGUGGCUGGGGAUAUUGAAGCACAAGAAAUACUUUAUCCAAGGUCUGCCAAAGGGAUACGAAGUCAGCAAUGAGCUGAGGAACGUGGAAAGGCCACGCGCAUUGCCGCCCGCCGUGAUCCAUUAUGCCCAAAAACACAAAUUUCAAUUGCGGGCCCACAUGUACCAAGCGAGAUCGCUAAUCGGCAGCGACGCGUCCGGCUUGUCCGACCCCUUCGCGAGGGUGAUCUGCGGGGAGUUUUGCAAGUGUACCCAGGUGAUCGACGAGACCCUCAGCCCAACGUGGGACGAGCUGCUGCUGUUCGACGACAUCCUCGUCUACGGCACCGCCGAGGAGAUCAAAAAGGACCCGCCAUCCAUCGUCGUCGAGUUGUUCGAUCAGGACAAAGUGGGAAAGUCGGAGUAUAUCGGCCGAGCGAUCGCGCGGCCCCACGUCAAGCUCGCCGCCGAGUCCUAUAUUCCUCCGCAAUAUCCGCCGUCCUUGGAAUGGUACGAGGUGACGAGAGGAGCCUCGAGGGCAGGAGAACUUUUAGCGGUCUUCGAAUUGUUGGAAUAUCCCUCCACGAAGGACUUCGGAUUUCCCACUUUGCCGGAUCCCAAGGACCCCAGCUGCGGGUCGCAGACGCCGGGCUCUGGACAAGAUCAAGGCCCGAUUCUCCCGGUGCCCGUUGGCAUCCGACCGACUUUGUCGAAAUAUCGAAUCGAGGUGCUCUUUUGGGGUUUGCGGGACCUGAAGCGAAUCCAUCUGCUGACGGUCGACAAGCCUCGCGUGGACGUCGAAUGUGCCGGUCACAUUCUCUACUCGUCCGUGAUCGCGAACGCGAAGAAGAACCCGAAUUUCAACACGCCCAUCAAGUUUCUGGAACUGGAACUUCCCGAGCAGGAGCUCUAUCGACCGCCGUUGACGAUAAGAGCGGUGGAUUGCCGAAGUUUCGGCAGGUACACCCUCGUCGGCACUCACACCAUUAACUCGAUCCACAAAUAUAUGUAUUAUCCCCUGACGAAAAGGGCAAAGGAUGCUCAGGAGAGGAAGAAGAGCUUGUAUCAACUGCAGUGCACGGCCCUCGAUCAGUCUAAAUCGAGGUACCAGCAAACUUCGUUGCCGGAAUCACUGACCGACCUGGAGUCCAACAACGGCGACACCAUCAUCACUCUAGGAUUCGAGCCAGGAUGCGGACCUACGAAGAAGGACAAGACCGAGCAGAAUUUACGCAGGAAGCAGAGCUUGGCCAACGACAACAGUAUGGGCGAUUUGGGCAUAUUAGAGGACGGCGACGGCUGUCAGGACUGGUGGACGAAGUAUUUCGCCUCCGUGGAGACGAUGAUCGAGGAGAACAAAGAGCUGCGCAAGGAGAAGUCCAUAUUCCAGAACCAGCCGAACGGAACGCUGACGAUGUUCUUGGACGAGGCCAUCGCGCAAAGCCACCAGCCAGCUACGGGCGAGAAAAGUCCCGGGAAUACCACGAAGAAGCUGUUCGGCCUGAAAUCAACGGCGAAUGCAGCGAAAUUCGUCUCGAAACUGAGCCCGAAGCACACCGCGCAUAAGUCGAAUAAGACCGCGCUCCUCAAGAUCUAUCCCAACGAGCUGGAGGCGCAGCCCGAGUUCGAGCAGUUCAAGGAGUGGCUGCACACCUUUGAACUGUAUCGAGGUAAGAAGACAGGCGACGAGACCGAGGACGAGUCGAGGAUCGUCGGCAGCUUCAAAGGCGCACUGAAGGUGUACAAGUGGCCGUUGCCCAAGGACCUGGUGGACCACACCGUGAUGGGCUUCGAUCCGCAGUACGGCUUCUUCCAAGGCGUCCCGUCGAACGAGCCUAUCCACGUCCUGGUGCGAGUCUACGUUGUCAAGGCGAAUGAUCUGCAUCCCUGCGACCUGAACGGAAAGGCCGAUCCCUACGUGGUCCUGCAACUGGGAGGCAAGAGGAUCAGCGACAAGGAGCACUACGUAUCGAAGCAACUGAAUCCUGUUUUUGGAAAGUGUUUCGAGAUAGAGGCGACGUUUCCGCAGGAUUCGCUGCUGACCGUACAAGUCCUCGACUGGGACUUGGUCGGAACGGACGAUAUGAUCGGCGAGACCAAGAUCGACCUGGAGAAUCGUUUCUACAGCAGGCAUCGCGCUACGUGCGGCCUCGCGAAGAAAUACGACGAAUCUGGCUAUAACAAGUGGAGGGACGCGAUGAAACCGACGCAGAUACUUUCGAAAUUGUGCAAGGACGGCAAAGUCGAUGGACCGGUUUACUCUCACGGGCGCGUCACUAUCGGCAGAAAAACUUUCUCCCUUUCGAACGAGGAAAUGGAAUAUUACAUGCAUACAAAAGGAAUGGAAGAACACCUCGCCUUGGCGGUCCUUCACCAAUGGAACGCUUUCCCGCGAAUAGGAUGCGCAUUGGUGCCCGAACACGUGGAAACUCGACCACUCUACAACCCCGAGAAGCCCGGAAUCGAGCAAGGGAAAUUGGAAAUGUGGGUGGACAUGUUUCCGAUGGACAUGCCCUCGCCCGGACAGUCCAUCGAAAUUUCGCCAAGAAAGCCGAAGAGUUACGAGCUGAGGAUUAUUAUAUGGAACACGGACGAUGUCGUGUUGGAAGACGAUGCUUUCUUCACCGGCGAGAAGAUGAGCGACAUUUACGUGAAGGGAUGGCUGAAAGGGCCGGAGGACUGUCAGUCCACCGAUAUCCACUAUCGUUCAUUAACGGGCGAAGGAAAUUUCAAUUGGCGCUUCAUAUAUCCAUUCGAUUACCUGGUGGCGGAAGAAAAAAUCGUUAUCAAUCGGAAGGAGAGUCUGUUCAGCUGGGACGAGACAGAAUGCAAGAUACCGGCGCGUCUCGAAUUGCAGGUCUGGGACGCGGAUCACUUCUCGGCGGACGAUUUUCUGGGCGCGAUCACCCUCGAUCUGAAUCGGUUCCCGCGCGGCGCGAAGAACAGCAAGUUGUGCUCGUUGAGCAUGCUGAAGACGGACGGCUCUGUGCCGAUGGUGAAUAUCUUCAAGCAGAAACGUAUAAAGGGCUGGUGGCCUUUCUACGUGAAGAAGGAGAACGAGGAUAUGGAACUGACGGGCAAGGUCGAGGCUGAGAUACAUUUACUCACGAAAGAGGAGGCCGAGAAAAAUCCUGCUGGUUACGGCAGAAACGAACCGGAUCCAUUGGACAAGCCAAAUCGACCGGACGCGUCCUUCAUGUGGUUCCUCAAUCCGCUGAAGUCUAUCAAAUAUAUAGUUUGGCACAACUACAAGUGGGCUAUACUCAAGGCUAUAGUAGCGAUCGGAUUGAUCGUACUUAUGCUCUUAUUCUUUUACGCUAUACCGGGCUACUCCGUGAAGAAGAUCCUGGGGGCUUAAAUCAUUCGUCGCAAUGUAGGAUAUAAUCGUUGUUUCCGGUCGAUUGAAAAACAAUCCGACGAAUCUCGAAGAUGUAGUCGUGUUACUGUGCUGUAUUACGUUUCGUGCGCAAACAAAAAAUGUAGCUUAUAUAGCUAAGAAAUCUCUAUUUGAUUAGCUCAUAGUGGACCAACGUGACACCGGAAAUAGUCGCAGGCUAUGACCAUGUUGUAAAUAACUCAUGCACAAUGAGACUUUAGAAGAGAAAACAGAAAGAGAGAAAAAAUAUAAAAAAAGACAAAAAACAUUAGCGGCAGAGUAGCGGCUUACAUAUAUACAUAUAUAUAUAUACACACAUAAAAUGAUCUAUUUUUACUCGUAUAAAACGUUCUGUCACAUCGCGACGAUCGUGUUUCGCGGGCGAAAACACAGGAAGACCACUCUCCGUCGUCAUCGAAUUGCUCAUUGUACAUUCCGAGGAAGAGAAAGAUAUAUAUGUAUAAAAAAAGGAAAGAAAUUAACAAAUAAAACACUCAGGAAGGUGUAACAUAAUAAAGCACUCUGUGUAACUAACGUUA